Messenger RNA from Nyctereutes procyonoides (raccoon dog), 1932 nucleotides. It is a transcript of the gene PEX19, whose product is annotated as peroxisomal biogenesis factor 19. Lineage: Eukaryota; Metazoa; Chordata; Mammalia; Carnivora; Canidae. Bases 9 to 908 code for a protein of 299 amino acids. The transcript has 8 exons. Gene Ontology annotation, biological process: protein import into peroxisome membrane. Gene Ontology annotation, cellular component: peroxisome; peroxisomal membrane. The record is from RefSeq and is a predicted model, not a curated record.
AGAGCAAGAUGGCCGCCGCCGAGGAGGACUGUGCUGCCGGUGCCGACGCGGACCGGGAACUGGAAGAGCUCCUGGAAAGUGCUCUUGAUGAUUUCGAUAAGGCCAAACCCUCCCCAGCACCCCCUCCUACCACCACGGCCCCUGAUGCUUCGGGGGCCCAGAAGAGAUCGCCAGGAGACACUGCCAAAGAUGCCCUCUUCGCCUCCCAAGAGAAGUUUUUCCAGGAACUGUUCGACAGCGAGCUGGCUUCCCAAGCCACUGCAGAGUUCGAGAAGGCAAUGAAGGAGUUGGCUGAGGAAGAGCCCCACCUGGUGGAGCAAUUCCAGAAGCUCUCAGAGGCUGCAGGGAGAGUGGGCAGUGAUGCGACAUCCCAACAAGAAUUUACGUCUUGCCUGAAGGAGACACUAAGUGGACUUGCCAAAAAUGCUACUGAUCUUCAGAACUCAGGCAUGUCAGAGGAAGAACUGACCAAGGCCAUGGAAGGGCUGGGCAUGGACGAAGGGGAUGGGGAAGGGAACAUUCUCCCCAUUAUGCAGAGUAUCAUGCAGAACCUACUGUCCAAGGAUGUGCUGUACCCGUCACUGAAGGAGAUUACAGAAAAGUAUCCAGAAUGGUUGCAGAGUCACCGGGAAUCUCUUCCUCCAGAACAGUUUGAAAAAUAUCAGGAGCAACAUAGCGUCAUGGGCAAGAUAUGUGAACAGUUUGAGGCAGAGACCCCCACAGACAGUGAGGCCACUCAGAAGGCUCGUUUUGAGUUAGUGCUGGAUCUUAUGCAGCAGCUACAGGAUUUGGGCCAUCCUCCAAAAGAGCUGGCUGGGGAGAUGCCUCCUGGCCUCAACUUUGACCUGGAUGCCCUCAAUCUGUCAGGCCCACCAGGUGCCAAUGGCGAACAGUGUCUGAUCAUGUGAAACACAACACGUGUUUUGUCCCUGAUUCCCAGCCCUGGGGAACAUCUGGAGUCAGCAGGACCACUGGGACCUGAGGCUGGAGUGUCAUCUGCGAGAGCAGUCUGCCCUCUGCCCUCUGUCAUCCCAGCUGAGAUCGUGCCAUACCAGCUGAGGCUUUUACUCUCUCUUUCUAGUAAUAAGGCCUAUUGUGCAGGCCAUUUCUGUGAGCCCCAUCCAUGUGGUUUCUGCUGCUAGCAAAGGCCCAGCUACCUACCAGAUGAAGGAAGGCACCCCUUGUGGGGCAUGCACUUUCUUCCCUCCCAAAUAAUGUUAUAUAUGGCCACACAAAUGUUCACUUUUGCAUCCAGGGUCUUCGUGCCUUGUCUCUACUCCCUCUUGGACCUGGGGAGCAGAGACAGAGUCCUGGGACUCUGUGUUUCUCUAGUUCUUUGGGGCAGGGCCUUUGGGAAUGAAUGGGGAGAAACUUCACCUGGGCUGGGGCUCUAGGUCUGUCACCAUUCCCUCUUGCCUUCGGACAGACCGUUGUGAACUCUGUGAAGGAAACGGAGGUGGGGGCUUUUGCAUCUCAUCACAGUAGGACUGAAAGAGAAGCCCUGGGAUUCUCCUCUCUCUGGGUGCUGAGCCUUCAGCUCCUUGUUCCAGCCCGAGAACUCAAGGUGCUACCUUGGUUCUUUGUACAAUGCUGUGUGAUCUGGGUGAAACCAGCCCUUGACCUUCCUGCGCCCCUGCCUCCUCAUCUUCUCUCUUUUUAAAUACCUGUUUAUUCCAACUCUUCUCUGAACCCAAGCUGUGACAAAGAAGGGCCAUCCACCACUCUCAUUGGCACCUCUCCCUGGAAAACAGAUAAUUAUAGUGUCAGGUCUAGGAAACGAAUGACUGUUCUUCCCCAGAUCCAGAUAUGUUCUGGCUUAUUUGAGACCUCUGAUUUCUUUGAAUCCUGUCCCUUGAUUAAGCAAGUGGCUUGGGAACGGGAGUGGGGUGCAGCCUGGGUCCUUUUUCUUGACUAAUAAAUAUUCUGAUUGAA